ACACACCGAAGUACUGUAGCUGGUUGUUGCCUUAGCGUCUCACUUUAUUUCACAUUGAAUUAACUAAUUGUAGGCUACUUUAAAAACAUGAAAGCCAUCAGUCCUAUGAGAUCUGUCAGAAGCUGCUACGAAGCUGUCCGCUGCAUUUCGGAUCAGAGUCUCUCCAUCACCCGGAAUAAGCCAUCUAUGGAGGAAUCCGUGGGCGCGCUGUGCGAUAUGAAUGACUGCUACUCCAAACUGAAGGAGCUGGUACCGAGCAUCCCACAGAACAAGUCCGUCAGCCAAGUGGAAAUUCUGCAACACGUUAUCGACUACAUAUUCGACCUACAAAUCGCGUUGGAAGACGAGUCUUCAGCGACAACCACGCCUGAUUUGGUGCUGUCACUAAAGAAUGCAGACCUUGCACGCAAUUUCUCCCAAGAAGAUGGACGGUUGUGCCGUUAAAGAGGAGGAAUAGGCCUAUAACGUCCAUAAAUGGUGCAGAGAAACACAUCUCCACUUCCCUCUGGGCAAGAGGACAAUAGGGCCAGAAAGAAGGUCUGGGACGGGUAUUUAGAGUGGGAGAGAAGAGGACUCUUUAGUUCUCAGAUCUGGGCAAGAGGACAAGAGGGCAAGAAAGAAGGUCUGGGACAGGUAUUUAGAGUGGGAGAGAAGAGGACUCUUUAGUUCUCAGAUCUGGGCAAGAGGACAAGAGGGCAAGAAAGAAGGUCUGGGACAGGUAUUUAGAGUGGGAGAGAAGAGGACUCUUUAGUUCUCAGAUGGAUGGAUGGAUGGAUCGUCCUCUUGUUUUCUGUCCUCUUGUCACCAGAAGUGACAUAAACAACACACCAAAGCAGAAAAAGAUUUGAAUUGACUCUGUUUCUGUCUCUGUCCCUCUCCCUGUCUCUCUCUCUCUACUUGUUCCUCUCAGUUGUGGUUUUGUAUCCCUCUGAAUGUAUCGAUACAUCAAUCUUAGUUGAUUUAUCUUUUUGUGUUACAUUCCAAACCAAACAUUUUUGGAUUGACCUUCCAAUAUUUUGUUACAACCCAACCCCCCCCCCCCCCCCAUCCUUCCUCCCUUCCCUCCUCUCCUAGCCAGUCCUAAUACUCUAUCACUUAAUUCUCUCUUCAUAUCCUCUGUUAUCUUAUAAUUUUAAGGUUUUCAGAACUUGGUCAAAUUGUGUAAAGAUCUAAUUUGGUCACUGUGAACUCUGAAGGAGAUGGGUUAAAUGAGUUUGGUCUUGUGCGGGGGUCCUUGGAUAUAAUCACAACUCUGUAAUAGAGUUGAUUGUAAAUGUUUGUAGGGAUUGUUUAUUUCUACGGACAAUGUCAAAUAAUUGCUGAGUUUUAUAAACUUUUUUCUUUUUAAAAAUCAAAGUCUGGGUUGUAUGUACGUUCUUAUGUAAUAAAAUGACGAAAUGUU
Molecule: messenger RNA, 1402 nt
Organism: Oncorhynchus nerka (sockeye salmon)
Lineage: Eukaryota; Metazoa; Chordata; Actinopteri; Salmoniformes; Salmonidae
Product: DNA-binding protein inhibitor ID-3-A-like
Exons: 3
Coding region: 88-444 (118 amino acids)
Biological process (GO): cell differentiation; negative regulation of transcription by RNA polymerase II; circadian regulation of gene expression
Cellular component (GO): cytoplasm; nucleus
Molecular function (GO): protein dimerization activity; transcription regulator activity
Source: RefSeq, a predicted model, not a curated record